AUGCAGUUGCCGGUUAUCGGCUGCACCCCAGUGCUGCCCAGCAGUGCCACCCAUCAGUGCUCAGCAGUGCCGCCAGUCAGUGCCCAGCAGUUCCACCAGUCAAUGCCACCCAUCAGAGCCCACCAGUGCUGCCCAUCAGUGCCACCUAUCAGUAUCCAUCAUUGUUGCAUAUCAGUGCCAGCUCAUCAGUGCUGCCUGUCAGUGCCCAUCAGUGCUGCCUAUCCGUGCCACCUCAUCAGUGCCACAUAACAGUGCCCAUCAGUGCCACCUAUCAAUGCCCAUCAGUGCUGCCUAUCAGUGCCCAUCAGUGCUGCCUCAUCAGCACACAUAAGUGAAGAA
Staurois parvus is the source of this 339-nucleotide messenger RNA. NCBI's taxonomy places the organism in Eukaryota, Metazoa, Chordata, Amphibia, Anura, Ranidae. The record is from the annotation of a GenBank genome assembly.